GAAGCACCCAAUAUUCAUUCAUUCACUUUAUCUCCUGCCAUCAACAAUCGUAUCAAAUUUUUAUUCAACCAACUCCCUGCCAUUGUGAGCCAUACAGCCACCCUCCCACACACUCUCAACAGCAGAUACAAAGGGAAUCAACUCGUCUUGUUUAUGUCUUCGACUUUAUUGUCUUGAGGAUACAGGACGAUCAUGGGCAUCCUGGACACCGUUUAUUAAAAUAUCUCUUUGUCUUUUUUCGAUUCUCUCCUAACGCCUUUGCAAAGUCCAUCUUUCAAAUACAUAUUCUACCUCAGCUCGGGACUCUUGGAGACACUCAAAGUCCUGGAUCCCUGUUUCCCCAACACCAGACCUAGAUUUUGUCUUCCAUUCCCAAAUUUUUGAUUAUCCAUUCGCAGAUAUGGAUCUCGCCCAGAUGUUGGUGCGCUCUUGUAUGCGCUCGUUCUACGACACAAAACAUAUCCUUGUGAUCGAUGCGCUCGUCAUUCACUCCGCGUUGCGCGAUGAUGAUUUAGCAUAUCUGAUGAGCAUAAACACAAAGGAGCUUCAUAAACUCUGUGGAAAAUUGAAGGAGGAUCGAUUUCUUGCAGUGCAUUCCCGCCCAGAGAUCAAAGAAGGCCAACAACGACCAAUUAAUCGAACCUACUAUUUUAUCGAUUAUCGUGCAACAAUCGAUGCGAUCAAAUGGAGAGUCUUCCAGAUAGACAAGGCCGUUCAAGGAAACACUGUGCCAGAUGACGAGAGAAAGGAAUAUUUUUGCCCUCGAUGCAAAUCGGAAUGGACCAUGUUCGAGGUCUUGGACAAGAGAAAUUAUGAAGGCUUCUUAUGUCAUAAAUGCGACUACCUUCUGGUACACGAUCCUGACAACAACCGCGGGGGACACGAACAGUCAUCGAAACUCAAUGCACAGUUCAAAUUCAUCACCGACUUACUCCCAAAAAUCGAUCAGGUGGUCAUCCCUGCGAAUACCUUCGAACAAGCUCUCUCAACAGCUCGUAAGGUGGUUCGAGAUGAAGCUAAUCCCGGCAGUGAAACUGCGCCCGUCGCUCUUUCCUCCGAGCGACCAACUGCUGUUCGUGGUUUGGAUAAUACUGGACCAACGUCUAUCUCAGUUACGUUGACGAAUGGAGAAGGACCUACAGCUGCAGAUAUCGCUGCUGAACAAGCUCGCAAAGAGAAGACGGCUGCUCAGAACGCGUUACCUCAGCAUUUCACUCACAGUACUAUCACUGGAGAGCAAGUCAAGUUUGCCAAUCAACCUACGGCCUCUGUUGGCCCUGCAGUUGACACCAAUAAGAAGGAUAUCAAACCUGACACCGAAGGUAGUGGUGAAGGGACUGAAAUUGAUGAUUAUUUUGCGCAACUCAAGGCUGCACAAGCUAAAGAACUUGAACAAGAAGCAGACGAAGAAUACGAAACAGACGACGAAGAAGAAGAAGGUUUCGAAGACGUCAUUCCAAAUGGCACCACAUCUGGUGCCGCCACCCCAGCUAGCUCGGUUGGAGGUACAGAAACUAAGCCCAGUGUAACGAGUGGUAGUGGUAUUAGCGGUGUUCUAAAGCAUUCACGAAAUGAAAGUGUUUCAGCAAGUGGAACGAGCACAGGUGGAGGAAGUCCGGUAACAGGACCUAAUACACCAAAUGAGGAUAGACCAUUGAAGAGAGUUAGAAUUGAAGAGCCAGUUCCAGCAGCACCGGUUAUAAAAGAUGAAGAGGAAAGCGAAGAGGAUAUGGAGUUUGAAGACGUUUGAUCACGUAGAUUCUGGGAAAACGGGGUAUGGAAGGGAAUGGGAAGGGGAAUGGAUUCUUACAUUACAUUACAAUGCCUACAUACACGAUUGGAUCAACGGACCAAGAAUAGACAGGCAUGAAACAGGGGUGGGUAUUUGAGCCGUUUUAAAUCUCCAAUCUGGGGUGGUAGAUUGGAUGGAUGCAUGGCGUUGAGGGUGCUUACACGCGUCUAGUUUUUUCAAAAAAAAAAUGAUGCAUGUUGAGGGUGGGCGGAGAUCAAUUUUCAUCUACUAUGGCAUAUAUUCAGACCAAACCAGAUCAGCCAUAAUACUUACAAGGUUUGGUCAAGAGUCGUCUGGCUUUUUAGGCUUAUAGAUAAGCUCGUUCGUUCGCGUGUGCCUAGGACUUUAAAGCUGUCAGACAUGAACGAAUUGUAAAUUGUAUGACUAAGCAAGCGACA
This is a messenger RNA of Botrytis cinerea B05.10, 2190 nucleotides long. RefSeq names its product Bctfa1 (gene Bctfa1). Bases 401 to 1750 code for a protein of 449 amino acids. The transcript has 3 exons. Gene Ontology annotation, biological process: transcription open complex formation at RNA polymerase II promoter; transcription initiation at RNA polymerase II promoter. Gene Ontology annotation, cellular component: transcription factor TFIIE complex. The record is from RefSeq and is a predicted model, not a curated record. NCBI's taxonomy places the organism in Eukaryota, Fungi, Ascomycota, Leotiomycetes, Helotiales, Sclerotiniaceae.